Messenger RNA from Myxocyprinus asiaticus (Chinese sucker), 1860 nucleotides. RefSeq names its product synaptosomal-associated protein 25-like. Gene Ontology annotation, cellular component: SNARE complex; plasma membrane. The coding region runs from base 282 to 905 and encodes 207 amino acids. Lineage: Eukaryota; Metazoa; Chordata; Actinopteri; Cypriniformes; Catostomidae. Gene Ontology annotation, molecular function: voltage-gated potassium channel activity; syntaxin-1 binding; SNAP receptor activity. The transcript has 8 exons. The record is from RefSeq and is a predicted model, not a curated record. Gene Ontology annotation, biological process: synaptic vesicle fusion to presynaptic active zone membrane; exocytosis; synaptic vesicle priming.
GCGUGGUUUGGAGUUACCUGGGAUGAAGAAAACUGCUGCCUUGUAGAUGAUGCUGAAAUAAGAUCAAUGAGCAAACAGGUGUUGAGCGCGACUAGGCGAACAAAACGGGCUUUGUCCUUGCGCAGUCAUCCGGGGUAGAGACCGUUUUAGCGUGUGCCUUCUCUCGUACUACGACCAAUUAUUGCUGUCAAUCUGAGGCAUGCUGAGGUUAUAAAGCCCAUGUUCUAAGAAUAACUGCAUCCCUCGACCUGUCCUCCCCCCUGCUGCAGAACUCAGCUAGGAUGGCUGACGACCCCACCAUGAGAUCUGAAGUGGAGGAGCUACAGAGGAGGGCAAAUCAGGUGACAGAUGAGUCCCUAGACCUCACAAGAAACAUGAGGCUUCUCUUAGAAGAGAGUAAAGAUGCUGGAAUCAGGACACUUGUUAUGCUGGAUGAGCAGGGAGAGCAGCUGGAGCGGAUUGAUGAAGGGCUGGACCAGAUCAACCAGGACAUGAGAGAAGCUGAGAAAAACCUUUCAGACCUGGGCAAAUGCUGCGGUUUGUGCUCAUGUGAUAAGCUAAAAGACUUUGAAGCAAGUGGGGCCUAUAAGAAGGUAUGGGGUAAUAAUCAGGAUGAGGUGGUAUCUAGCCAGCCCUCUUCCCGAGUGGUGGAUGAGAGAGAGAAGAUGACCAUGAGCGGUGGAUAUAUCAGAAGAGUGACCAACGAUGCCAGGGAGGAUGAAAUGGAGGAAAACUUGGCCCAGGUAGGCAGUAUCCUUGGCAACCUCAGAAGCAUGGCACUUGACAUGGGCAAUGAAAUCGACACUCAGAAUGUCCAGAUUGAACGCAUACAGAGCAAGGCCAUAGUCAACGAGUCCCGCAUCAGUGAGGCCAAUCAGAGGGCCACAAAGUUAAUAGCAAGAUAAAAACAUGGGAGAGAGUCUAUGAUUUGUUAAGCACGUUUAAAACGUAGGAACAUGUGCACACAACAUGAUACAAAUUAUUAAGCCAUAUGUCCCUUUAUAUAAUUAUUUAUGUAACUUGUAUUUCUGCCUAUUGAUAUGACUACGUUUUUUUAUUUAUGUUCUGAGAGCAUAGCUCAAUAAAAAUGGAAUGAAUAGUAAUAUACGGUCACUAGUCUGCAUUAUCUUGUGCUGUAUGUUUAAUUUAAGCAUACUGUAUAAAAAGCUGUUAGACUGCUAUCUUGUUCUUUUUACCAGACCUGUAGAACAUGAGUUAUCACUCUCACUGACAAAACAGUGUCUUAUAUUGAUAAUUGUAAUUUUUUGUCUGCUUUGAGUAUUUUUUUUUUAUUUUUUUUUAUUUUUUUUUAUAAAUAAAUGCAUUUUUAAAGUAAAUAAAAGGGUGCUUAUGUUCUUCAAAUACAGUGAUAUACUGGCGGCUACAUUUUGGAAUAAUGUACAGAUUUUGCUGUUUCGGAAGGAAAUUGAUACUUUAAUUCAGCAAAAUGGCAUUCAACUGAUCACAAAGUAUAAUCAGGACACCAUCACUAUUUGAAAAAUAUAAUUUUUGAUCAAAUCUAGACAGGCCCCAUUUCCAGCAGCCAUCACUCCAACACCUUAUCCUUGAGUAAUCAUGCUAAAUUGCUAAUUUGGUACUAGAAAAUCACUCCAUUAUAUCAAACACAGUUGAAAGCUAUUUGGUUUGUUAAAUAAAGCUUAACAUUGUCUUUGUGUUUGAGGAGAUGACUUCCAGACGGCUGGGGAACCUGUCGAGUUAUGGCAGAAAAUGGGGCAGUUAUUUGUCUCAUUUGGAGAGGUCCUAGUGUGGGGCAGUGGAGGGAGACACAUUUUUAUUUAUUUUUUCCUAUAUGUUGAACUUUGUCUUUUUUUUUAUGUACUAUUUGUGUGUCUGUUUAUA